AUGAAUGUUGGAAUAAAGUCUAAUUUAAAUGGUGCUGAUGUGAAACAAAGACGGCACAAACCAAUAAGGAUAUGCGACAGUAAGGAAUGCCUGCGCUCCGCUGCCAAUCUUGCUCUUUCCAUCGACAGAACAGUACAUCCCUGUGAUGAUUUUUAUAAGUAUGUUUGUGGAAACUGGCCAGAAAAUCAUCCCCGACCUGACGCAGAGCAUUCCUACGAUUGGUUCCGAGAGAAACAGAUCAGAGUAUAUACAACACUUCGCGAGUUUCUAAGUAAAUACUCUUAUAGCCGGUCUAAACCAGUACAGCAAGCAAAAGAUGUAUACAAAGCAUGUAUGGACAUUGAAACAUUAGAUAAAUUAGGAUUGAAACCAGUCUUUAAAAUUUUAAAGGACUUAAAUCUACCACCUUACCCUACUUACAUAAACAUAACAGAAGAUUUCGACUACGACAGUUAUAGUUUUGACUGGAUUGAAACGGUUAUAAAAUUGAAGACUUAUCUCGGAAUGGACGUGUUGAUUGGUUUCGAUAUAUUUACGGCUCCAAAAAACUCUUCCGUCUAUAGAUUAGUCAUAGGAUCGCCUGAAACUACAAAUCCAUUUCCAAGUAUGCAUAUAUAUGAAAGGAAACGUGACAAUCGGAAAACCAGGAACUUUAAAAUAUCAACCUAUAAUGAUGUUGAUGAAACAUUAAUAGUAACACAUACACACAAUUUUGCAAAAAAACAGGAUGUGGACAAUGAUGAUGAGAGAACAUCACUUGCUUACAAAUUAUUUUACGCAGAACUUAUGAAGAUAUUCGUCAUAGAAACUGGUAAUUUCACCAGUUCAAAUAUCGACGAGCCAAAAUUAGAUCAAAAGAUCUUAACUACAUCAAAAGAGUAUUAUAGUCUGGACAAUAAUCUAGAUGAGCUAGAAUCAGAUAAUGGUACUGAAACAGACGAUGACGAGGCAUAUUUAAAUAUACCCGAGUACACAGUUGAUGAAAUACAAGCACAUACAGAUGAAAUAGUAAACGAAAAUAACGGUACCGCUGUACCUAUUUGGAGAAGGUAUUUAGAUGGAAUCUUCAAAAUGUCCGAUACAACAUUAGACUUCGAGAAUGAUAAGAUACUGGUCAGUCAGGCAGAUAUGAAGUAUUUAGCUGCUAUGGCUACACUGGUAUCUAAAACACCACCAGUUUUAAUUGAACUCUAUAUUUGGGUUAAGGUUGUAGAAGUACUUGCAGCUCAUACAACAACAGAAAUUCGUCAGUUAAUCCAACGAUCACAUGACGAGAUCAAUUCAAACGGUCCGAGUGUGCCACAACCGCGCAGCCUGCAGUGUGCAAGCGCCGUCAAUGAGAUGAUGGGCAUGGCCGUGUCAUAUGCCAUCGCCGACCCUAACUUCUUCAACGUAACCAAACCAAAGGUUGAAACAAUGCUGUAUGAAAUGAAAAAUGCACUUGCUCACCUGGUUGGUAAAGCCAAAUGGAUGGAUGACAACACUAAAUUGGCAACAUACCAGAAGAUUAUAGAGAUGAAAACUCUGAUAGGUUUCCCCGAUUGGUUCAUGGAAAAUGGAAGACUAGAAGAAUAUUACAAAGGAAUACAAGUGAAUCGUGACACUCACAUUGACAAUAUGAUCAGUAUAAUACAAUUUAAAUUGAGGAAAGCCUUUAACAAAUUACGUGCUGGUCGACAGUUUGACAAAAAUGGUAACUACCGACCUUGGUGGACCAACGAGACCGUGCAGUCAUUCGUGAACAUGACCGAGUGUUUCAUCGAUCAAUACUCUAGCUUCUAUGUUCGAGAACUAAGGAAAUAUCAAUUGCAAACCAUGCUGGAAAAACUAGCUGUUCAACAACCGAGGCUGGUCAAUCGCUCUACGCCACUGCUACUCCACGACAACGCUAGACCACACACUGCACAACAGACGGCUACCAAAUUAGAAGAGCUUCAAUUGGAAUGUCUAAGACAUCCACCGUACUCCCCGGACCUUGCUCCAACAGAUUACCAUUUUUUCGAACAACAGAUUACCAUUUUUUUCGAAAUUUUGAUAACUUUUUGCAAGGAAAAAUAUUAUGUUGAUGGGAAGAAAACCCUCGGCGAGAAUAUAGCGGAUAAUGGUGGAGUCAAAGAGGCGUUUGCCGCUCUCCAACACCACCUCCGUAAACAUGGGCCCGAACCGAAGCUGCCAGGGUUCGAGGAUAUGACCUCUGAACAAAUGUUCUUCAUAUCUUACGCUAAUUUGUGGUGCGAAGUUCCAACUAUAGACGCUUUGGAAUAUGAAAUAGAUGAUGAGCAUUCCCCACAUCAGUUUAGACCGAAGGGCUCACUACAGAACAAUGAGGAAUUUGCACGGGCGUGGCACUGUCCCCCCGGGUCUAAGAUGAAUCCGAUUACUAAAUGCAUUAUAUUUUGAAUAUUAACCAAAUAAUUUUAUGUUUGUGACCAGAGGCUACAUAUCAAAUAAAAUAUCAUUUAUUUCAUCUCUCGUAAAUGACUUUGAUGAAGACGACAGGAGACUUUUAAUCGGAGAAAACUUGGCAAGAGCUGCAUUUCGCAAUUGCAUUUCAUACAGAGAAAUCCGAUUAAAAAUGACUUCAUAAGACAGCUUACUAAUUUGUGAAAAAAACGAUCUUAAUAAUUGGCAAAGUAAAUGUAAAUAUAAUUAAAAUUUACUUAAGUAAAUUACAGCUUACUUGACACCUUAUUUUUAUAUGGAAAAGUAGA
This is a messenger RNA of Diatraea saccharalis (sugarcane borer), 2711 nucleotides long. The record is from the annotation of a GenBank genome assembly. Lineage: Eukaryota; Metazoa; Arthropoda; Insecta; Lepidoptera; Crambidae.